CUCAGGGCUGAAGAUGGUUCCUCUCCUGUCCUUAUUGGCUCUGCUGCUGCUGUUGUGUGAUCUCAGCCCUGCAAAUGCCAACAAUUACUAUGACAAGGUCCUGGCUCACAGCCGCAUCAGGGGUCGAGAUCAGGGCCCCAAUGUCUGUGCCCUCCAGCAGAUUCUGGGCACCAAAAAGAAGUACUUCAGCUCAUGUAAGAACUGGUAUCAAGGUGCUAUCUGCGGGAAGAAAACCACUGUGUUAUAUGAAUGCUGUCCUGGCUAUAUGAGGAUGGAAGGAAUGAAAGGCUGCCCGGCAGUAAUGCCUAUUGACCAUGUUUAUGGUACGCUGGGCAUUGUGGGAGCCACUACCACUCAGCACUAUUCCGAUGUCUCAAAACUGAGAGAAGAGAUCGAAGGAAAGGGGUCGUACACCUACUUCGCACCGAGUAACGAGGCUUGGGAGAACCUGGAUUCUGACAUUCGCAGAGGACUGGAGAACAAUGUCAAUGUCGAGUUGCUAAAUGCUUUACACAGCCACAUGGUUAACAAGAGAAUGUUAACCAAGGACCUGAAGCACGGCAUGGUGAUUCCGUCAAUGUACAACAAUCUGGGCCUUUUCAUUAACCAUUAUCCCAACGGGGUUGUCACUGUGAAUUGUGCCCGAGUCAUCCACGGGAACCAGAUUGCCACGAAUGGAGUGGUCCACGUCAUUGAUCGUGUCCUGACGCAAAUUGGUACCUCCAUCCAAGACUUCCUCGAUGCAGAAGAUGACCUUUCGUCCUUCAGAGCUGCUGCCAUCACCUCUGACCUACUGGAGACCCUUGGAAGAGAUGGUCACUUCACACUCUUUGCGCCCACCAAUGAAGCAUUUGAGAAACUCCCACGGGGAGUCCUAGAAAGGAUCAUGGGAGACAAAGUGGCUUCUGAAGCUCUCUUGAAGUAUCACAUCCUAAACACUGUGCAGUGUUCCGAGGCUAUCACAGGAGGAGCUGUGUUUGAAACCAUGGAAGGAAACACAGUUGAGAUAGGCUGUGAAGGGGAUAGCAUCUCCGUCAAUGGAAUUAAGAUGGUGAACAAGAAAGACAUUGUGACAAAGAAUGGUGUCAUCCACCUGAUUGACGAAGUCCUCAUUCCUGAUUCUGCCAAACAAGUCAUUGAGCUGGCUGGGAAGCAGCAAACCACUUUCACAGACCUGGUGGCCCAGCUAGGCUUGGCGUCCUCUCUGAAGCCAGAUGGGGAAUAUACUUUGUUAGCACCUGUGAACAACGCCUUCUCUGAUGACACUCUGAGCAUGGAUCAGCGCCUCCUUAAGCUAAUUCUGCAGAAUCACAUAUUGAAAGUAAAAGUUGGCCUUAGUGAUCUCUACAACGGGCAGAUACUGGAGACCAUCGGAGGCAAACAGCUCCGAGUCUUUGUGUAUCGCACGGCUAUCUGCAUUGAGAACUCCUGCAUGGUGAGAGGAAGCAAGCAGGGAAGGAAUGGUGCCAUUCACAUAUUCCGAGAGAUCAUCCAACCAGCAGAGAAAUCCCUGCAUGAGAAACUGAGGCAGGAUAAGCGCUUUAGCAUCUUCCUCAGCCUCCUGGAAGCUGCGGAUUUGAAAGAUCUCCUGACACAGCCCGGAGACUGGACCUUGUUUGCACCAACCAACGAUGCCUUCAAGGGGAUGACAAACGAAGAGAAAGAGAUUCUGAUUAGAGAUAAAAAUGCUCUUCAAAACAUCAUUCUUUAUCACCUGACCCCAGGAGUUUAUAUCGGAAAGGGCUUUGAGCCUGGAGUCACUAACAUCCUGAAGACCACACAGGGAAGCAAAAUCUACCUGAAAGGAGUGAAUGAAACGCUUCUGGUGAAUGAGUUGAAGUCCAAAGAAUCUGACAUCAUGACAACAAAUGGUGUCAUUCAUGUCGUAGACAAACUCCUCUACCCAGCAGACAUCCCAGUUGGCAAUGAUCAGCUCUUGGAAAUACUGAACAAACUGAUAAAAUACAUCCAAAUCAAGUUUGUUCGUGGCAGCACCUUCAAAGAAAUCCCCAUGACUGUCUACACAACUAGAAUUAUAACCAAAGUCGUGGAACCAAAAAUUAAAGUCAUUCAAGGCAGUCUUCAGCCUAUUACCAAAAUUGAAGGACCUGCCAUGACAAAGAUCCACAUUGAAGGGGAACCUGAAUUCAGACUGAUUCAAGAGGGAGAGACGGUGACAGAGGUCAUCCAUGGAGAACCAGUCAUUAAAAAGUACACCAAAAUCAUAGACGGGGUUCCUGUUGAAAUAACUGAAAAACAGACCCGGGAAGAGCGAAUCAUUACAGGUCCCGAGGUAAAAUACACCAGGAUUUCUACAGGAGGCGAUGAAACAGGCGAGUCGCUGCAGAAAUUCCUCCAGAAAGAUACACCUGAAAAGAAGAUACAAAGCAGCAGCAGAAGGGUUCAAGGAUCUAGAAGACGAUCAAGGGAAGGCCGUUCUCAGUGACAAUCUGGAGUUCAGACAGCAGAGUUUAUGUAACCAACAACCUGAUUUUAAGGGGGAAUUGUAAGAGCCACACUGAUUUCAGAAUCUGAAAUGCCAACAAGCAGAAAAGAUUCAUCAAGCAAGUCUGAACACAGAUUUAAUCCCUUUGUUUCUGAAUGAGAAACAUAAGGAAAACAGUAGUUAGUCUCCAGUGGGGUAGGAACUGAAAGACACAUAGGACCAUGCAGGGCUUUUAUUAUCUCAAUGAGAAGAGUUCUGAUUGACUUGGGAAUCAACCAAAGAUCAACCUAGUGGCCAGAUCCAUUACAGCUGUGUCUCUGCUCUGUGAGCUCUUACCUCCUUGAGAAGAGAGAGGCUGAAUGUACUUCAUGGAAAAAAACAAAGCAUACAGUUGACUCUCCAUGGAAGGCUAGGCUGUCAAAAGGAGUGUUCAGUACACAACAAGCAAACCAACCAACCACGAUACAACCUGUGGCGUUACAUAUUUCUCAUGCAAUGUGGGUUUCCUGCUAAAUUUUGUUAGUUUUACACUUGAUUUAUACUCUCGAGAUGUUUGUCAUAUGCUUCUUGCAAUACACAUGUUUUGUCUCAAACAUUUCAAUAAAACCAUUUUUUCAGGUAUAAAGAGAGUUACUUCAAACUGGGUAAUUCAGAAAACUCAAGGUUUAAGUUAAAAAUGAGUUUCGACUUUGGAAUAGGAUUCUACCUUUUUAUUGUUAACAAGUACUCAAUAAAGGAAAUCAAAUAAAAUUAGUG
Messenger RNA from Chionomys nivalis (European snow vole), 3202 nucleotides. RefSeq names its product periostin (gene Postn). The coding region runs from base 14 to 2446 and encodes 810 amino acids. Lineage: Eukaryota; Metazoa; Chordata; Mammalia; Rodentia; Cricetidae. Gene Ontology annotation, molecular function: protein binding. The record is from RefSeq and is a predicted model, not a curated record. The transcript is spliced from 22 exons.